AUGAGUAAGGAGACCAGAAGAAAUGUGUGGAAGUACGACGAAACGAAGGAGAUGCUACAGAUCAUGCUGGAGAACAAUUUCGUGCAGGCGUUCAGCACCAAGCACAACACAAACGUUCAAAUCUACCGCCAAAUCGAGAAAAUUAUGAACGAGCGAGGCUUCCGGCACAAAACGUACGAGCAGAUUGGGGUGCGCUGGAAGAACCUGAAGAACCUGCACAUGAUAGCGAAGCGGAGCAACGAUCUGAACGAGCGCCACCUUUUUCCCUACUACGACGAGGUGGACGAGCUGGUGUCCUUGACGAAGCGGAAACCGCGCCAAAUCACAAUCCAACCAAAGCUCUCCGCUCGGCCGCUUAAUACUAAAAGCCGGAUUGUCACCAUUAAGGCAGAACCCGUCGAAGCCAGCCCGUCCUCCCAAAGCCUACACAUGGAGAUCGCCCUGGAAGAUCCCGAUAGCGCUCCGGAUGAAACCGUAGAGGAGAGAUUAGAGGAGGACGAGGAACAGGUUGACGAUCUUCCGGCACGAGCCCCCCGUGUCCGUGUUUAUGCAAGGCGUCGUAUGCCACCCGGACCGAAACAACCAACCCGAUUGCAGUCAGCGAUAGCUUCCAGCAAGCAAGAUCUCAACGACGAGUUCUAUCGCACCCAGAAGCGGUUAAUUGAUUACGAGUUCAAUUUGCACGCCCAGCGGGAGGAAGAGUACAUGCAGCAAAUCAAUUUGAGCACGAAGGAGCUGAUGGAGGAACACAUGGAAGCGUUUUUCGUUCGGCUAAAGGAGUUUAUGGACGAGCAGAGAGCGGAACUGGCAAGUAUCACGCCAGACGAGGACACUCCACGAUAA
Anopheles darlingi is the source of this 843-nucleotide messenger RNA. RefSeq lists its product as uncharacterized. NCBI's taxonomy places the organism in Eukaryota, Metazoa, Arthropoda, Insecta, Diptera, Culicidae. The transcript has a single exon. The record is from RefSeq and is a predicted model, not a curated record. The coding region runs from base 1 to 843 and encodes 280 amino acids.